AUGCCGCUGGCUCGGCCCGCCGAGAUCGCUCAACGCACCCGCGUGCCAGCCCCGGCGACGGAGGACACACGGCGUGCACCCAGCCAGUCAGUCUCCACGCCGCAGGCCGGUGGGACGACGAGGCACCCGCCCCCGCGAGGGGAAACCGGCAUGCCUCCCCUACCGACUGGACCCCCGUCUCGCCUCAGACACACCAUCGUAGCGGUGACCCGAAGGGGUCGCUGGAAGCGGGAAACGACACCACCGCUCGGCCUCAGGCACCUGACGGACGACCUGGAGCGCUCCAGGGGCACCACCAAGGACCGGGCGACACACACCCACACACCCGGGGGAGCGUGUGCGCACCGGGUAGAGGACCCGCGCCACCUCCCUCGCCGCCCUCGGGUGCUGGAGACCGGAGGCGGCACCGCGGAUCGGGACACCUGGGACGCACAGGAGCCGGCGCGCAGGCCCAGCCCAGGCGGGCGGGCUCAAGUGGCAGGGGCAGAACCGGGCCUCCACCCCACGGUCACAGCCCGGAGCCCCGCCACGCGCGUCCAGAGGCCCAACGACUCCCAGGCGACAAACGUCCGGAGACAGCGUGUCAGCACCUAUCUGGCAGCGAAAAACGACCAUUUCGGGCGAAAGAAUGGCCGCACCAGGCGACGGGGCCCACCCACGGAUCACGGCGGCACCCCUUGGAUCACGGGCCCGGUCACCAGGCCCCCGGCACCACCCCAUCGCCACCAGCCCCGGAGCCCCCGCGACCAUCUGGUCGACCCCGGAAGUGCGGCGGCAGAGGGGGCGCGGGGGCACGCGGGACCCGCGCCCGGCCGGGUGCACCCUCGCCGUCUCGCCCUCGAGGGCAGGCGGCCGGUCCAUCCUCCUCUCCGGGGCAGGACUUGGGGAAAAAAAAAGAUUCCUCAGAGGCGCCCCAGGCGACCGGGCCCCACCCGGGCAGGCCGGCGUCCGUCCACGUGCCCCCCUACCCCACCCGGGGCUCCACCUGCCUCUCGAGCCGGUCCCCACCUCCGGACCCAGAGGCUUUCGGAAAACUUGGCGAUAGAAAUCCAGCGCGACGACCCGGACCCACGCGGUCACGUGUCCGGGACGGGGACGCCCUCUCCCCGGCCCACCCUCGAGGGCGGGGGCCGGUCCGCGCUCUCCUCCGGAGCGGGACUUGAAAAACAUCCCUCGGAGUCGCCUCCGACGACCGGGCCGCCACCACGGACGGCCCGGGCCGGUCGGUCCCCACCGCCAGAGCGGGACUCGGAAAACGCGGUGAGAAAAGUCGAGUCCGACGACCCGGAGCCACCCGUGCCCGCGGCCGAGCCGCCGCCGUCUCGCCCUCCACGGGCCUCCCCGCAAGGCCCGGGCCGGUCCCCGACCUCCGGAGCGGCGCGCGAGCAAGAAACCGGGUCGCAGUGGCACCGGCGUCUGCUGGUCGACCCGUCCGGGCGGCCCCGCACACCCGCCGGCCUCGAGGAGCGCGGCGACAGCCACCUCCCCACACUCUCCUGCACGUCCAAUCUCCGCCCGGCGGACGACGCGCCCGCGCCCCGGCACGACCGGGACCGAUGCCGCCACUGCCAACGGCCUCCCGGAACUCCGCCUCGGUCACCGCGGCCAAGUCACCUCCCUUGCCGAGGUCGCCGGAGCUCCGGAGGACAGAAACGAUAUAAAAGCGGCCGCCAGGUGGCACCGGACAACCGGCGCGAACGUCAGCGGGACGGAUCCGGGUCCCUGGCCGGCCGGGGCGCGCAGCCGGGCCGCCUGGCGGCCCGACCCCGUCCCGACCCACCCCGGGUCCCAUCUCCCGGCCCGGCGCGGCCAGGGGGCAUCCGCCUCGGGGCUCCCAGCCGGCACGGCGCGACCCCGGCCGCCGGAGAGGGACUCGGAAAACGUGUGUGUUUCGGGCGCUCGCCCGUGAGGGGACGGGGAACAUUCCCUCAGAGACGCCAGCAGGGGCGCCGGGACUGCCGGCACCGGCUGGCUUCCCGGGGUGGCCCCGAGCGCUUCCCGGGCGCUUCCCGGGCUCCCGGGAGGACUCAGGGAAACGCGGCGGGCGGGGCACCGCCAAAACGAAACCGGGCGAGUCGUCAGAGGACGACGACGACAGGGGAACGACGGAGCAACUGUCCGCAUCCCGUCACUUCCAACCCGCGACGGCUUCCCAAGGCAGGCAGGCAAAGCCCAGAGGCCGCCGGGGAAACGACGGCGACGCCUGACCGCACGGAGGUUGAAGAGACACGAACGUGUCUCCCUCCGCGCGGGCCGCGACACAGUCCCGAGACAGCGCGCGGGGCUGGGGAGCGUGGGUGCAAAUGCACCAGUGGCGACCAGAACAUCGAUGUCAGCGGUCCUUACCGUCGUGACAAGCGAGCAGACCCACAGAAAGUGGGCGCGGCCCCGCGCGCGACUCGGCCUCGGCGCGAGCCGCCCCGGCGGGGCGAGCCGGGGAGCGGUGAGCGGUCCGGGACCCGGGCGCGCGCGGCAGGCCGGCGAGGGGCCGGCCGGCCGGACGCACCGGGACGGGCCGCCAACGCGGGCGGGCGGGCGGCGAGCGACGGCGGCCCGGACGGACGCGCACCCACCGGACCACGGGGGGUGGGCGGGUGGACGGGUCCGACCGACCGCGCGUCACGGGACCGCGCCGCCCACGCCCCGGCCACCCCGUGGCCGCGCCACCGACGAGCGGCCGCCGGCGUCGGGGGGGAGGGCUCGGCGCGGGCGGAGGCGCCGUGUCUGCACUUAGGGGGACGGAGGGCCCGGGACGGGGCCCUGCGAGGGAACCCCCAGCCACGCUCCCCGGGGAGGCGACGCCCCGGGGGCGAUUGA
Messenger RNA from Diceros bicornis minor, 2817 nucleotides. RefSeq names its product collagen alpha-1(III) chain-like. The transcript is spliced from 5 exons. The record is from RefSeq and is a predicted model, not a curated record. The coding region runs from base 1 to 2817 and encodes 938 amino acids. NCBI's taxonomy places the organism in Eukaryota, Metazoa, Chordata, Mammalia, Perissodactyla, Rhinocerotidae.